Molecule: messenger RNA, 5611 nt
Organism: Ochotona princeps (American pika)
Lineage: Eukaryota; Metazoa; Chordata; Mammalia; Lagomorpha; Ochotonidae
Gene: FOXO1
Product: forkhead box O1
Exons: 3
Coding region: 339-2342 (667 amino acids)
Biological process (GO): regulation of transcription by RNA polymerase II; insulin receptor signaling pathway
Cellular component (GO): nucleus
Molecular function (GO): DNA-binding transcription factor activity, RNA polymerase II-specific; RNA polymerase II cis-regulatory region sequence-specific DNA binding
Source: RefSeq, a predicted model, not a curated record
CUCUGUCAGCAAGCAGCGCGGGCCUCUCGCGGCUGCCCAGCCCGGCGGCUCUCGGCCGGCCGUCCCCUCCCCGUCCGGUGCAGCGAACCCGGAGCAACCUUGGAUUUGGAUGGACCCACGAAGUUAAGUUCUGGGCUCGCGCUUCCACUCCGCCGCUUCUUCCUGCCGGUUUCCGUUCGCUCGCGGCACUGACUCGGCCCUCACCCCGCCACUUCCACCCUUCACCCCGAGGAUCCCGAACCGGGCCCUUUGCGCCCUCUCCGACCCGCGCAGGCUCCCCCCUCCCCUCCGCCUCCAUUCUCGGGUCUCCGGCGGCUGGGGGAGGGGCGGGGGUCACCAUGGCCGAAGCGCCUCAGGUGGUGGACGUGGACCCGGACUUCGAGCCGCUGCCCCGGCCGCGCUCUUGCACCUGGCCGCUGCCCAGGCCGGAGUUUAGCCAGUCCAACUCGGCCACCUCCAGUCCGGCGCCGUCGGGCGGCGCGGCCGCCACCAACCCCGACGCCGCGGCGGGCCUGCCCCCAGCCUCGGCGGCCGCUGUCAGCGCCGACUUCAUGAGCAACCUGAGCCUGCUGGAAGAGAGCGAGGACUUCCCGCAGGCGCCCGGCUCCGUGGCGGCGGCCGCAGCGGCGGCGGCGGCGGCCGUAGCGGCGGCGGCGGCCGCGGCGGCCACCGGGGGACUGUGCGGGGACUUCCAGGGCGCGGAGGCGGGCUGCCUGCACCCCGCGCCGCCGCCCCCGCCGCAGCAGCCCCCGGCGCCCGGGCCUCUGUCGCAGCACCCGCCCGUGCCCCCAGCCGCCGCCGGGCCGCUCGCGGGGCAGCCGCGCAAGAGCAGCUCGUCCCGCCGCAACGCGUGGGGCAACCUGUCCUACGCCGACCUCAUCACCAAGGCCAUCGAGAGCUCGGCCGAGAAGCGGCUCACGCUGUCGCAGAUCUACGAGUGGAUGGUCAAGAGCGUACCCUACUUCAAGGAUAAGGGCGACAGCAACAGCUCGGCGGGCUGGAAGAAUUCAAUUCGUCAUAAUCUAUCCCUACACAGCAAGUUCAUUCGUGUGCAGAAUGAAGGCACUGGAAAAAGUUCUUGGUGGAUGCUCAAUCCAGAGGGUGGCAAGAGUGGAAAAUCCCCCAGGAGGAGAGCUGCAUCCAUGGACAACAACAGUAAAUUUGCCAAGAGCCGAGGCCGAGCUGCCAAGAAAAAAGCGUCUCUCCAGUCUGGGCAGGAAGGUGCUGGGGACAGCCCUGGAUCUCAGUUCUCCAAAUGGCCUGCAAGCCCCGGCUCUCACAGCAAUGAUGACUUUGAUAACUGGAGUACAUUUCGCCCUCGAACUAGCUCAAAUGCUAGUACCAUCAGCGGGAGGCUGUCCCCCAUUAUGACCGAGCAGGAUGAUCUUGGAGAUGGUGAUGUGCAUUCUAUGGUGUACCCACCGUCGGCUGCCAAGAUGGCAUCUACCCUGCCCAGUCUGUCUGAGAUAAGCAACCCCGAAAACAUGGAAAACCUUUUGGAUAAUCUUAAUCUUCUCUCAUCACCAACAUCAUUAACUGUUUCUACUCAGUCGUCACCUGGCAGCAUGAUGCAGCAGACGCCAUGCUACUCGUUUGCACCUCAAAACACGAGUCUGAAUUCACCCAGCCCAAACUACCAAAAAUACACAUAUGGCCAACCCAGCAUGAGCCCGUUGCCCCAGAUGCCUAUGCAAACCCUCCAGGACAACAAGUCAAGUUAUGGAGGCUUGAAUCAGUACAACUGUGCACCUGGACUCUUGAAGGAGUUACUUACUUCUGAUUCUCCUCCCCAUAAUGACAUUAUGUCACCAGUUGAUCCUGGGGUGGCUCAGUCCAGCAGCCGGGUCCUGGGCCAGAAUGUGAUGAUGGGCCCUAAUUCGGUCAUGCCAGCCUAUGGCAACCAGGCAUCUCAUAACAAAAUGAUGAAUCCCAGCUCCCAUUCCCACCCUGGACACACUCAGCAAUCGUCUGCAGUUAAUGGGCGUGCUCUACCACACGCGGUGAACACCAUGCCUCACACCUCUGGUCUGAACCGCUUGACCCAAGUGAAGACACCUCUACAAGUGCCUCUGCCCCACCCCAUGCAGAUGAACGCCCUGGGCAGCUACUCGUCAGUGAGCAGCUGCAAUGGCUAUGGCAGGAUGGGCGUUCUCCACCAGGAGAAGCUCCCCAGUGACUUGGAUGGCAUGUUCAUCGAGCGCUUGGACUGUGACAUGGAGUCCAUCAUUCGGAAUGACCUCAUGGAUGGAGAUACGUUGGAUUUUAACUUUGACAACGUGUUGCCCAACCAAAGCUUCCCACACAGUGUCAAGACGACAACACACAGCUGGGUGUCAGGCUAGGCAUGAGCAGGCUACACUUAAAAGUACUUCAAAUUAUCUGACAGCAGGAACUGAGAGAAGCAGUCCAAAGAUGUCCUUCACCCUUCCUUUUAGUUUUCUUGAUUUGGUUAAAAAAAAAAAAAAAAAAAAAUCCUUCUUUUUUUCCUUUCGUCAGACUUGGCAGCGAAGACACUUUUCCUGUACAGGAUGUUUGCCCAAUGUUUGCAGGUUAUGUGCUGCUGUAGAUAAGGACUGUGCCAUUGGAAAUUUCAUUACAAUGAAGUGCCAAACUCACUACACCAUAUAAUUAAAGAGAAGACUUUCAUAUCCCAGUGUGCUUUCAAGUUUUGUAUAUAAGCAGUAGACACAGAAUUGUAUUUGUAUGUGUGUGUGUGUUUUUUUUUUUUAAUAUCCAUUUGGUCCAAGGAAAGUUUAUACUCUUUUUUGUAAUACUGUGAUGGUCUCAUGUCCUGAUAAGUUAAACUUUGGUUUGUACUACCUGUGUUCCGCCGAACUGACGAAUCACAAAGAACCUAGAUCUCUCUUCUGCACCUCCACUGAACAGCUUUGGACCUGGUCAUGAAGCCGCAGGAUUCACAUGAGAACCAAGUAGCCUGUUUUUCAAUCUGCUGAAUAAUGGACUUGUCAAUUUUUUUUUUGGUGGGGGGGGGGGAGAUUAAAUGCCAGCUUUGUACAGGUCUUUUUCUAUUUUGUUUGUUUAUUUUGUUAUUUGAAAAUUUGUACAAACAUUUGAAUGGUUCUAAUUUCUUGAAAAAUGACUUUUGAUGUUAUCGUUGGGACUUGAGAUCAUUUUUGGAAUAGAUACUGAAUUGUAAUGUUUUCUUAAAACUAGAGUCUACUUUGUUACAUUGUCUGCUUGUAAAUUUGUGGAAUCAGGUAUUUGGGGUAACACUUAUCGUUUUCAUUUUGUAUUUCUAACUGGAUUAGUACUAAUUUUAUACGUGUUUUAACUGGUUUGUACACUUUGGGAUGCUAUUUGGUGAUGUUUCAGACUGACCUUAAAUCAUUGUAAUUAGUACUUGCAUACUCAACAUUUCUGAUCCUACCUGGGCAGGAAAGUGAUGUAUAGUUUAUGGACACUUGGCGUUUCGUAUAUAUGAGAACUUAAUAUGUUUUUAUCUAUGUAUUUUAAAGGAAUUUCACAUGCUUCUAUGACUACUCUGUGAAUCAUGUGCACCACGUAGUGUUGAGUCUUUGGAUAGAUGCCUGUGUCUUGCAUUGCUACUGUCAUUCCUGGGAGGCCUCAUAAUGUUUCUAGAUCAGAAUGGGAGACGUGGAUUUGAAACAACGCUCCCUCGUCAGGUUAGGGAGCAUGAUCAGCUGAAUACUGUGGAGUUGAGCUGCAGUGCGCUUUCUCCCUUGUAAUUCUCGGCUCUUUUGGAGUAGAUGGAGGUUGGUUUUUUCUUCCAACCAUAUCUUGAGGAAUCAUGUCCAUACUAACUUUUCAUCCUUCUCUGCCUCUUGUCCAGCAGAGGACUUAGCAUGCUACGGAAAUUUCAGUUGAAGAGGGGCAGUCAUAAAAUGGAACUUGAGUGCUUUUGUCGGCUGCUUUUGUAUUAGUAAAUGCAGAUGGCUACUAAGUGGAAUUCAGCUUGUUUAAACAUGGAGGCGCUUCAUUUAGAAAUCAACAAACCAUCUGUAAGCUUACAUGUUUGAAUAUGUUUGAAAAGGCUUAGCUUCUGUUAAGAAUUAGAGACUUUUCUCCAGCCGUUAGCAACCUAAAUGGUAAUUCUGAUCAUGAUGUUUUAAUACUUCGCAGUUAACUGACAGACCAGGUUAAUUGGCUUUGCAUCCCAUUCAAUCCAUCAAUAGUUUCAAGUCAUGUGGAAUACCCGAUGUGAUCACAAUACAAGGAACAGGUGCAGAGCAGUUGUCCCUGCCUUCUUGGGAAGCCUCUGGUCUCCAUGUACUUAGCCCAGCCCACACAUUUUUGUCUUGUGUGUUAAUUGUAUCUCUGGCCUGCAUGUCUUACAAGGGAACAAGUGUUCCCGAUAGAUUCCCAGCAGUAGGCCAGCUCUUGUAAGCUUCCCUCUGUAACUUUUACUGUUUAGAAAACUUGUUAAAUAGCUACCGCUUUAAAUCGACUGGUUUUAGAAACCUUAAUUCCUCCUAGUAGUGCCAUGCGUGCAUGUGUGUGUGUAGUAGAACUUGCAGGUGCCCAAGUACUCAUGUUCUCACCACUGUUCCCCUUUUGCUCCGUCUUAUUGCAUUACCAUCAUUACCAGCCUCCAAGCCCCCAAUCCCCUGCUUGCUCAUGGAAGAGGCAGUAGCUAAAGUCACUGGCAAAUGAAGUCUGCUUUAUACAGGGACUUUUUAGAAAGACGCUUCUUCCUCCUGAGUGAACACCCUCCAAAGCCCCAGUUUUUCUUGGUGUUGAGAUCCUAAUGGGAAUCCUGGUCGCUCCCUGGGGUACAGUCAAGUCCAGGGAAAGGCUGUUGUGAAAGCGAGCAUUAUGUGGCCUCUGCUAGCUCUUUGUAAGAAUACUGACUUUCUGGAGUAAUUAGUAUACUAGGUAUUGUAUAUGAUUGCUUUGUGGAACGUGCAAAUGGUAUUACCUAUGCAGCCUUGUUUGAUUUAUUCCCUCUGGUUUGUACUGUUAUUAAAAGUAUAUUGUAUUAUAGAGCUAUUCAGAUAUUUUAAAUAUAAAGAUGUAUUGUUUCCGUAAUAUAGAUGUAUGGAAUAUAUUUAGGUAGUAGAUACAUUACUUGGAAAGUUCUGUUUUGACAAACUGACAGUCUAAACUGAUUGGCAAGCAUAUCCCAGUGGAUAGUCAAUCCAUGGAACAUCCCGAGAAGAGGAUGAUGACACUGAAAUUGGAAGCAGUUUUCCAAAAGUAUGCAAUUUGAGCUUGUUCAACUGGAUGUACGUUACCAACAUCCUUCCCUCCCUUUAGCCCCCCUCACCCCCAGAAGCUUGAAAUUCUUAUGUUCAGUUCUUUAAAAGAUCUUAAUUUAUACCUGAUUUUGAAAUGAGAAGGGUUUUUUUUUCUUGUGGCUUUAAUUUGCAAGUAGUAAUUUGGUGGUUCAUGCAAAGUUAGCAGCCUGGCAUGACAGUUGGCCCCCUCAGGUGAGGCGCAGCCUGGCCCCGGGAGUCCCGUGAGGAUGAAGUCAUGCCCGCUCGCAUUUCACUGCCUGAGUGCGGUCACAGUGCAGAUUCCAUGUUCCUGUUCCCAAUACUCUUGAGAAGUGCCUGACGAUGCUGAUGUACUUACAGACACAAGAACAAUCUUUGCUACAAUUGUAUAAAGCCAUAAAUGUACAUAAAUUAUG